ACUGUGAGGUGCACUGACUGAAGCAGACAGAGGAGGAGGAGAAGGAGGAGUAAUGAACGACAGCUGUGCGGAGAGGAGAGGUUACAGCAGAGGAGAGGGAAAGCAGGAGAAGAGACAUUUACCUGAGGACCAGAGGGAAGAGACAGGGUGGCAGGAAGGGACAACACAGAUUCUCAUGUCAGUGCAAUAAAACAGAGAGAGGUGUAAGAGAGAGGGAGAAGAGAGUGAUGGAGAAAGACACUCAUCGCUCACAGCCCAUCGGAGAAGGAGCCAAGGUGGGAGAGUGAAGGACAAAGGUACCGGAGGAGAGAGGAAGUAUAGGAUGAAGAGCUGGAUGAAUUCAGCCUGAGACAUGACGCAUUCACCUUGCAACAGCUUCCUCCAUCUUACGUCUCCUCCAUCUUUUCCUCCCGUUCCUGCUGCCGGUGGUUCGCAGAUGGACAAGAAGAGAGUGCAUCCAUCCCCGUGACCAGCCAUUCCCCGAACAACGACACUGUGCGGCUCGGUCGAUCUUCACAGAGGCAUCGGGAACAUUGACGUUGGCUAAAAAAAGAAGAAGAAGAAAAAAAAAAAGGAACAGGAACAAAAACAAGAACAAGAACAGGAGCGAGGUGGAAAAAGGGAAAGGACUAGAACAAGAGACAAGUGCAUGAGCAGACGAGCAGACAGGUGGACGGACCAAAAUAAUCACAUUUUUAGAAGUCUGAAACACUGAAAAAAGGGAGACAAGCACAGCAGGAUCCAUCAGACUGAUAUCACCUCUGCGGCUCAGUUGGGAGGACUGUUUGAAAUUCAGAAAGGAAAAAGAAACUUCACUCCCCACCUUUGAGGAAUUUAGGAGUCUUGGAUCUCAAAGCAGUCUUUCCAACAGCUUUGCGGAGCCUUAUAAAAAGACCUUCACCUUCACCUCCUCCUCCAUCCUCCUUAUCAACAAGCCACUGAGAGGGUCACACAGGGUCACCCCCACCCCACUGGACCAAGAGCAGAAAGAAAGAGGUCGUUCUUUCUUUCGCUCUCACGCUUUCGCAUCCAUGUGUGACACGCCCACAGCCAAACACAGGAAAUUCAGCCGUUGUUUGAGCGAGACACACAUGUAGAGGCUAAAUCGACAGGGUUGAGUUUCCCCUGGCAGACCACAGGAUACAGAUUGAGUCAAACACCUCUUUGACCUUUUUCUGAACUGCCCGAACUCAAACCCUCCCACUCUGGGAAUCCACCGUCCUGUACUGUAUGUAUAUAUGUGAGCAUCUGUCUGCAUAUGAGAUUAUUUCUUGACUUGAGUUUGUGCUAAAAGUACCAACUGUCCUUUGUCUAACUAAGUGUUUCUGUGAUUAGACACAUCACACACAGCACACAGGUCGAUCAGCGGAACAUAGGAAACAUUAUUUUUAAAGAGUCAACACUGGUUAGGUUCUGUAAGCUGGACUGUUAGGUCAUCUACAUAUCAUCCGUGACAGAGUAAGAGCUGCAGAUUGUGGUGCUCUGGCUCAGCUCUUCUGUCUGUCUUCCCCUCACAAAGACUCAGGCUGACAGUUGCGUACACCGGGGAGCUCACUGAGGGAACCAUGGAGACAACCAUCCGUCCCCAUGUCCCCUCUAAUGGCUGACUUCAUAGAAGAAGCCCAAACUGUUUCCCAUUGUGCAGAAGCGGGCAGGGGCAUCCAGCGCUGACUAGAGCCACAGCCCUUCUCUCUUCCACCUCCAGAACAACUCACGAAUGUCCUGCCUCAGGCGUCAGCCCGUCACCAUCCCCAUGGACACCGUCAAGAUCAUCCAGUCGGAGAAGUUCCCCAGAGAGCGCCCUGUGCCCGUCACCCAGCCGCGCUAUGCCCCGCCGCCCAGAGUGGCAUGGGAUGGCGGGGGCGAAGGCGAGAUCAUCGUCAACCAGGCCUGCAGCGACCUGACCCUGGACAUAACGGGGUCUCCCCGGUCCAUGGUGUCCACCCCAGUCCCCAUGACGCGCAGGGAGCAGAGCUUCCUGGCGCAGCGCAAAACCAGUGCCAACGAAAUCUGCUACCACCAGUUCCAGUACAAGAUGGAGGACGUCAUCGUCAACCAGUACGUGCUGCGCUCCUCCUCCACCUCCUCGUCCACUUCCUCGUCCUCCUCGUCCCCGGGACCUGUCAUGCCCUGUGAGCCCCUGGACUGCCCGACCUGCGGUCACACCUACAACUUCGCCGGCAAGCGCCCGCGGAUCCUCUCCUGCUUGCACUCGGUGUGCGAGGAGUGCCUGCAGAUCCUCUACGAGUCCUGUCCCAAGUACAAGUUCAUCUCCUGCCCCACAUGCCGGCGCGAGACGGUGCUGUUCACUGACUAUGGUCUGGCCGCUCUGGCCAUCAACACCAGCAUCCUCAGCCGCUUGCCCUCUGACCCCAACGGGCCUGUGCAGUGGGGCGGGGACGCCGACCGUAGCUGCUACCAGACUGUGCGCCAAUACUGCCAGUCAGCCUGCACCUGCCACAUCGCCAACCCCUUGUCCUCCUGCGGCAUCAUGUAGAACAAGGACACACACACACACACACACACACACUGCAGGGAUGACUCAACAUGGGCCUCCACCGCCACUCAUUUCAUGUCUAAGCUCCGCCCUCUCCGCCAGUUCCCCUCUCACAGUGAAUAAAUUCCCCUCCACAAAUGUUAUCUCUAUAUAUUUAAUAGCACAGAUGGAUGCUGUGUGGGACUAAUGGACGCUGGUGGUUCGAUAAAUAGUAAAUACAUGUAUUUUACGUAUGGACUGGAAUCCUAUUCACCCUCUUGUUUGGUUGGAUGUGUUUGUCACUGACAUCUCUUUACAUGGGAAUGCCAGGGGAGGAAUGUCCGCCCCGCCCCCAACCUAGGUGAAUAAAGAUCAAAUAAUAAGUAAAAGUCA
Messenger RNA from Solea senegalensis (Senegalese sole), 2869 nucleotides. It is a transcript of the gene rnf208, whose product is annotated as ring finger protein 208. NCBI's taxonomy places the organism in Eukaryota, Metazoa, Chordata, Actinopteri, Pleuronectiformes, Soleidae. The transcript has 2 exons. Gene Ontology annotation, biological process: protein ubiquitination. Gene Ontology annotation, molecular function: ubiquitin protein ligase activity. Bases 1718 to 2497 code for a protein of 259 amino acids. The record is from RefSeq and is a predicted model, not a curated record.